Molecule: messenger RNA, 1136 nt
Organism: Xylona heveae TC161
Lineage: Eukaryota; Fungi; Ascomycota; Xylonomycetes; Xylonales; Xylonaceae
Product: RNA-binding domain-containing protein
Exons: 4
Coding region: 216-1088 (290 amino acids)
Molecular function (GO): RNA binding
Source: RefSeq, a predicted model, not a curated record
CUCUACUUCUUCUCUUUCCUCUACCACUUUCCCUCUUUCAAUUACCUUUUAAAGUCAUCAAAGCUUCGGCGAUUCCUCUGUCGGAAUCUUGUAGCUUGAUACCCGUUUGAUUUUGAGUUCAGCUUCAUCAACAGCUGAACCAUCUCGCCACCGUCGCGCCGUAAACUGCGACUUUUGUCGACCCCUUUCAUCAACCAGUUUUAUCAUCAAUCACGAUGGAGUACGAAAACGAGCCUCGCGGCUACGAAGAUGAGCCUCGCUACGAGCGCGACAGGAGCCUCUCUCCUCGUCCCGCCCGCCGUGGUGACAGCCCUCGUCGUGACCGCAGUGCUUCGCCCAAUGGCCGCAUGGACAGCAGAGGUCCUCCCCCGGACAGCCGCAACCAGCAGGAGCGCGAUGAUUCUGCGCGCAACCCUGGCUCCAACUUGUUCGUGACCGGCAUUCACCCUCGCCUCUCCGAGGCCGAAGUUGCCCGUCUCUUUGAGAAGUACGGUGACGUUGAAAAGUGUGCCAUUAUGCUCGACCCGCACACUAAGGAGUCUCGCGGCUUCGGCUUCGUCAAAAUGGUCACUGCUGAGCAGGCCGACGCUGCCAAGGAGGGAUUGCAAGGCGAAGUCAUUGAGGGACGUACGCUUAGCAUUGAAAAGGCUCGUCGUGCUCGGCCGCGGACUCCUACUCCCGGAAAAUACUUUGGUCCACCCAAGCGCGAGGAUCGGCCCCCCCGCCGUUUUGGCGGCCGUUACGAGGAUCGUCGUGGCGGAUAUGGAGGCGGAUAUGGUGGCUACAGUGGUUACGGACGCCGCGACGACCCGUACAGCUACCGCGGAUCGCGCUACGAGGAAGGUGACCGUUACUAUGGACGCCGUGAGCCUCGUGAGGAUUAUGCUCCUCGUGGCGUCGACCGCUAUGCUUCUGGCCGUGAGGACCGCUACGGCGGCCGUGGCGAGGACCGUCGUGGUGGCUAUGAGCGUGACAGUGCUGCCCGUUCAGGUUCUUACGCCGAGCCUCCUGCCGCUCGUGAGCCUCGUGAGCCGUACGCCAGCCGGACCUAUGAUGACCGCGCCGACGAUCGGUACUCUCGUAGGUAAAUCUUGCGAUAUUACUAACCUGAGCUCUUGCUCGCGCGAGCAUGUUCU